Brassica napus (rape) is the source of this 1612-nucleotide messenger RNA. Its product is annotated as F-box protein At1g30790-like. Gene Ontology annotation, molecular function: protein binding. NCBI's taxonomy places the organism in Eukaryota, Viridiplantae, Streptophyta, Magnoliopsida, Brassicales, Brassicaceae. The coding region runs from base 43 to 1374 and encodes 443 amino acids. The transcript has a single exon. The record is from RefSeq and is a predicted model, not a curated record.
AUCUAGAUCUAACAAUCGAGUCGAAUUAAGGGUUUUCGUUCCAUGAUGAAACGCAAGGAACAUGAGAAGGGCAGCCGAAGCAUCUUGGAACCGAUCCCUCUUGAUCUGAAGAAGAUGGCUAGAUCGCCUGCAAAGAGUGUGACCCAUCACCAAAAAGAAGUCUACGAGUCAAGGGACAAGAGCCCAGGUAAGAAGCUACAUGUCUUCCUCCCUUACGAUAUGGAGGUGGAGACACUGACUAGAUUGCCUGGAAAGUCGCUUAUGAAGUUCCUAUGCGUGUCCAAGAAUUGGUAUUCCCUUAUCCGAAGCCAAAGAUUCGUCGCUUCUUACUACGCUGCCAAGCCAUCCCGUUUUGUAGCCGCUUUCACCAAUAGUGUAUUUGGUAAACCCGAGCGUCUGUUCAUCUUCUCGGGAGAGGAGGAGAAAACUUGUUCUUCUUCUUUGGUUGCCAAUCUAGACAUGACAAUACCCUCGGUGACCUUGCCUUGCAACGGCUACAAGUAUUCUUCCGUCCAUGGCUUUAUGGCUUGUAAUGAUGUUACAACUUUCAUUAUUUGUAACCCUAGCACGCGGCAAGUCCUUUCCUUUCACUGCAAGGCAUUUCGCACAUCCUUGGGAUACGAUCCUGUCCAUGAUCAAUUCAAAGCGUUGACCCUGUUGACAUCUGAGUUUGAUCAUAUUCAUAACCCUAGUUUGAUGAUGUGCACGCACGAGGUUAUAAGACUUGGAAGAGGAGGAGUAGUAGUAUCUCGUAGCAGCCAAGUUACCUCCCCGUAUUAUCUCCCUUUGACUGUGGGACUAAGCAUCAAUGGUUUCAUGUAUUAUGGUGCUUCUGUUCCAGUUCCAAAUGAAGAAGAGACUCCUCCUACUCCUGUGUUUGUGUGUUUUGAUGUUAGAAAUGAGAGGAUACUAAGUUUUAUCACAACGCCUAAGGAGGUCCUGGUUUGGCAGUCUUAUACAUCAUUGAUAGAAUACAAAGGGAAGCUAGCUGUCAUUGUACCAAACUGCUUGGGAUGUGCUUCUUCUUUCGACCGUUUUAAUCUUUGGAUACUGGAGGAUGUGACGAAACAUGAGUGGUCCAAACAAACAUUUGAGCUUCCCUUGCCUCUUCCCUUCACUCGUGCGCCGAUGGGUCAGAGAUUGAUCUCCCAAGGAACCAACAAGGCUGGUGAAAUCAUUUUCUCCCCAACAACUCUACCAGGCCGUGCCAAGCCCUUCUAUGUUUUCUACUUCAACACAGACACGAAGAGCGCCAGAAGAGUCAGGAUCCACGGUGUCGCAGAUACUGAAGAGUUCUGGAGCCGUUAUGGACUCACAGGCAUUUGUUGCGCCUCUUUCUCACCCCAGCACGCUGAUAGUAUUGCUUUUCUAUAAAAUGUGUGUGUUUUUAUGUCUAAGAGCUUGUUGACAAACAAAACCCUCUCGGGAUUUUUUUUUUUUUCUUUAUCAAAUAAUAUUUAUGCAGCAAACUUGUUUUUGUUUAUCUUUAUUGGCUCGCAUCUGUUGAUGGUUCUUUUUUUUCCUUUUCCUUGUUUAUUCUAGUUUCACAACUCUUUACUUAUAUUUGUAUAUACUUGUGUAUUGUGUUAUAUAUGCACUAGAUUUCUUUCAA